UAGUUCCAUGUGCGUGAACAUUCUGUCUGGCAUGCCUCGCUUGCUAGCAAGCGCUGAUAGUGUACGAUUGUGUAGUGAUUGUGUAAUAUGUAGCUCAUGUAACGCGGUGCGGCUCUUGUUUUGUUGGUGUAAUUCAAAAGACCUUUGUAUUUUAUCAGAGAAACAUUUGUGUUUGAUCGGGUUCAUUGUGGAAAUAAAUGUAGGCCUACAAUCCCAGAUCAUCUCGUGUGCCCUGACUGCCUGGUAGCCGUUAUACUGCAUUUGGCUCAGUAUAUGCUCAGUAUAGCUUCAGUAAUUGGAUAAGGGCUGAUUUAUACCAUAGAUUUAUACUCGACGUUCCCGACCUGUCGCGCGACAAUGUGACGUCACGGGAGCGCCGUAACUAUUUAUACUCGCGCUGGUGGUCGCGACACUAGUCUAUGGAGACACUAGUUACACUGUCUGUGGUUACACAGGGCACACCAGAUGAAUGGGAUUUUUGUCAUCCCUGUCGUUUCUUGUGAUAAAAUGUUGUAAAAGUUGCAUGACAUUGGCUUUCAUUGACCACUAAUUUAAACUGCAUUACAUUUGCCAGAGAAAAUAUGUUGAAAGCUUGAAUUUGAACAUGAAUUUUCUAAAAUUUCUACAGAAAAUGCUGGCCAGGGUAGAAUAUAGAGGAGUCCAAAAAUACAUAAAAGUUCCACAAAAUGAUGAAAACUUUGAUUUUCUUCAAGCAGUAACAGACAAAUUUAGCCUGCAGGCUGAAUCUCUGAAUGAAGGUCUCCUCAGCUUGACUGAUACAUCAGGUACUGAGGUCGACGCAGACAUAUUUGAUGAGCUGAUAAAGUCAGGGAUCCAGAACUUCAAGAUUGGAUAUUGUCAGUAUCCAGUAUCAGAUCUCGAAGUAUGUCUUGUGGCAGACGAGACACAGUCCUCAGUAUUACCAGGCCCAUCAGUGUCACCAGUGUCAUUGCCAGCAUCCCCUGUGUCAACGUCAGACCGAUCAGCAUCACCAGCUUCUUCUGCUUCAACAGCUUCUACUGUCAUUCUCUCAUCCACUAAGAACAGGAAGAGGGGCCUUGGUGACCUGAACCGUGAUGAAGCAAGACAGAAGAUUGAAGCUACCCUGAGGUCCAAUCCAAAGGGUGAAGAAAUCUUCAAAGAAUAUUACAAAAAGAAAACGCUGUCGGAUGCAACGCGUAGACAGAUGAUCAAUAUUUUGAUUGCAGAAAUGACUGAAUCCUAUGGGAGAAUUCCACCCACAAGUGUGCGGACCACCUAUGCACUAGGAAUUGUGACCCUUUUUCCAUAUCUGCAAGAUCCAUAUUCAAAAAAUGGAUAUGAACAUUACUAUGAUCCAGACGCCAAUACUGGCUACCUUGCUUGGAGACUCAAGACAGUCCAACGCAACAGCUUUGAUGGCUCCCACAGACGUUCCAGGCCUGAUUUGCAGGACAGCCCAACAACCUAUCGAGAAUCCCUGUUAACCAGUCAGCAGCUCUUCGGUGAGGAGUGUCGGGAGGCGCUUUCUGUCAUCAGAUACUCUACAGAUCAUUCCGUGGUAAAAGAGAGAAUGAGAGCCACCUUUGAGUAUAGACAGAAGCUAGUUCAUGACCAGGAUGCAACAUCUACAGUCUUGGAUGUCUUCCCUCGUUUCCUUGAUGUUCCUGGAUUGAUUGACCAAGAUUUUUCCAUGAUGUUUGGGGAUGAAGUAUCUGGGAAAUUUCUGGCAAAGUGGCCCUCAUUUUUCAUGCAGAAAGUCAUCACAGAAUGCCAGAGUCUUCCCUCAAAUAUGCAUGUUGAGGAUCUUCUUGCAGCUUUUGACUCUGAUGCCGAGAAUGACUUUGGCUGGGAUAGCCAUAUGUCAGCUCUCCUCCUGCUGUUGCAUCUCCUGCCCCCUACAUCAAGAGGCCAUAAGAAAACAGCUAAGAUCAGCUCAGCACAGGCAGCCAACCAUCUUGUAAGAUUUCUUAAAGAGGGUGCAAGCCUCACCACAUUCCUGGAGAAAGUUGAUGGAAGACAGCCCUUCCUCCUCUGCAUCGGUGAGAAAAAGAAGAGAAUCCAGAGGUUCUUCAUUGUCGUGGACCAGAAACCCAUCCCAAGCAAUGCUCAGACAACGGUAGCUGCUUUCGAUGAGCUGUUUAAAGCUCACUACGUCUUCAGCCUCUCUUACGAUGAAGUGCUUACCAGCUUCUACACCUUCAUCCAGACAGCGGUGUACAAUAUUGAUAUCGGAAAAGCAAAGGAAAGCCCGCGAGUCAAGGAACUGAGAGCUCGACUACUGCAAGAGCGUUAAAAGGCCACCAGCUCUCAAAGGUCAGAGUACAAUUCUCUGAAAAUGUUCACAUGUUUUGUUUGCAAAAUGCACCACAAAGAC
This is a messenger RNA of Alosa sapidissima (American shad), 2356 nucleotides long. RefSeq lists its product as uncharacterized. The record is from RefSeq and is a predicted model, not a curated record. The transcript has 10 exons. The coding region runs from base 605 to 2275 and encodes 556 amino acids. NCBI's taxonomy places the organism in Eukaryota, Metazoa, Chordata, Actinopteri, Clupeiformes, Clupeidae.